This is a messenger RNA of Alnus glutinosa, 1132 nucleotides long. RefSeq names its product expansin-like A1. Gene Ontology annotation, biological process: sexual reproduction. The transcript has 5 exons. The coding region runs from base 114 to 902 and encodes 262 amino acids. The record is from RefSeq and is a predicted model, not a curated record. Gene Ontology annotation, cellular component: plasmodesma; plant-type cell wall; extracellular region. NCBI's taxonomy places the organism in Eukaryota, Viridiplantae, Streptophyta, Magnoliopsida, Fagales, Betulaceae.
AUCUGUCCAAGCUUUUAUUGGAAAUGCUGACCUGGAGUCCACACUCAUCUUCCUAGCUAGCUAUUUAUUUGCUCCUCCUCCACACUCAUCUCUGAUCAAAAUUAAUCAACAAAAUGGCUUUCUUCAUUUGCUUUCUUAUCUUCUUUCUUAUUUCAUCAUCUGCAACUGCUUGUGAUCGUUGCGUCCACCAAACAAGGGCUGCCUAUUUCUCUAAAGCUUCAGCUCUUUCAUCUGGGGCAUGUGGGUAUGGGUCCUUGGCAUUGGGCUUCAAAAGUGGAAACCUUGCAGCUGGUGUUCCUUCCCUGUACAAAGAUGGAGCUGGUUGUGGAGCAUGCUUUCAGAUAAGAUGCAAGAACACAACUCUUUGUAGCGGAAAAGGAACUACAGUGAUUUUGACCGAUCUCAAUCACAAUAACCAGACAGACUUUGUUCUCAGCAGCAGAGCUUUCAUGGCUAUGGCUCGAAAGGGUCUGGGCCAGCACAUUUUGAAACUUGGGAUUGUGGACGUGGAAUACAAGAGGGUGCCUUGUGAAUACAAGAAUCAGAAUUUGGCCUUGAGAGUGGAGGAAUCAAGCCAAAACCCACAGUACUUGGCCAUCAAAUUUCUGUAUCAGGGUGGUCAAACAGAAAUAGUUAGUGUUGAUGUAGCUAAGGUUGGUUCUUCGAACUGGGGUUUCAUGAGUCGGAAUCAUGGGGCAGUGUGGGACACGAGCAGAGUGCCGUUGGGGCCACUGCAGUUCCGGUUUGUGGUGACGGGUGGAUACGACGGAAAGUGGGUUUGGGCCAAAAAGAGUGUCCUUCCGGCGAACUGGAAGGCUGGGGUAAUAUAUGACUCAGGAGUUCAAAUCUCCGAUAUUGCACAGGAGGGUUGCUCUCCAUGUGAUGUUGGGACAUGGAAAUGAGACAUCUUUUGUCACUGCUACUGUGAUUGAAUAUAUAUAUAUAGGUCUUGAUUGGUUAAUUUAGAAGUUUAGGUAAUACGAAAUAAAUAAAUAAUUUGGAAUGGGUAGCUUUUCGGGUACGUUUUGGAAUUUUGGACUUUGUCACAUGUCACAUACAAUGUUCUAUAUAUCUUGAUGUUGUCUAACAUAUUUCUUUCAAUGUUAUAAUAAAAUAUUCGACCCUUUAUCAA